AUGAGCGAUACACAACCUUCUCCCCAACGUCUCCUCGUGCGCCUACUGACUGAGCUCCGUCAGGAUAUUGUCGAGUCUAUCGAUCGAGCCAUUAGUACGGUGAAUAAUCGCCCGGCCUACGGUACCAUGGGUCACCGUGUGCCAGUACUCGCACAUGCAAUCGUCGCUUCUCCACCGCUUCCACAGCGAGCACUCGCCAAAGCAGCCACGACGAAUUCGCCCUCAAGGAAGAACUUCCUCAAGAUCGCGGAAGUCCAGGCCCAAGGUGGUCAAGCAGUCAUGUAG
Perkinsus marinus ATCC 50983 is the source of this 285-nucleotide messenger RNA. RefSeq lists its product as hypothetical. The transcript has 2 exons. The record is from RefSeq and is a predicted model, not a curated record. Bases 1 to 285 code for a protein of 94 amino acids. NCBI's taxonomy places the organism in Eukaryota, Perkinsozoa, Perkinsida, Perkinsidae.